Echinops telfairi (small Madagascar hedgehog) is the source of this 1638-nucleotide messenger RNA. RefSeq names its product mitochondrial import receptor subunit TOM70-like. NCBI's taxonomy places the organism in Eukaryota, Metazoa, Chordata, Mammalia, Afrosoricida, Tenrecidae. The record is from RefSeq and is a predicted model, not a curated record. Gene Ontology annotation, molecular function: protein binding.
AUGUCUUCAUGCUAUCCAUCAGAUUUCCAGAGGCGAAUUUCCCAGAAGCGGACAGCUUAUUCCCUUUUCAUAGUCUGCUCUCAGUCUGGAAGCUCUGCUGAAACCUGUUUACUUCCGUGUGGCCCUGAGGUAGAGAAUUCUCUUGAUAGAGCCCAAGCCGCCAAGAACAGAGGCAAUAAAUAUUUUAAAGUGGGAAAAUACGAACAAGCUAUGCAGUGCUUUACUGAGGCUAUCAGUUUGUGCCCUAUAGAGAGCAGCGUUGACCUUGCCACAUUUUAUCAGAACAGAGCUGCUGCCUUUGAACAGCUGCAACAAUGGAAAGAGGUGGCAGAAGAUUGCACAAAAGCUGUUGGACUUAAUCCCAAAUAUGUGAAAGCUCUCUUCAGACGUGCAAAAGCCCAUGAGAAGCUAGACAAUAAGAAGGAAUGUUUAGAAGAUGUGACUGCAGUCUGUAUAUUAGAAGGGUUCCAAUACCAACAAAGCAUGCUGCUGGCUGACAAAGUUCUGAAACUUCUUGGUAAAGAGAAAGCCAAAGAGAAAUACAAGAAUCGUGAACCUUUGAUGCCAUCUCUACAGUUCAUCAAAUCAUACUUCAGUUCUUUCACGGAUGAUAGCAUUUCUCAGCCGAUGCUUAAAGGGGAGAAGUCGGAUGAAGAUACAGACAAAGAAGGGGAGGCUUUAGAAGUGAAAGAGAACUCUGGAUAUUUAAAGGCCAAACAGUAUAUGGAAGAAGAAAAUUAUGUUAAAAUCAUAAGUGAAUGCUCAAAAGAAAUAGAUACUCAAGGAAAAUACAUGGCAGAAGCAUUGUUACUCCGAGCCACCUUCUACCUGCUGAUUGGCAACGCCAAUGCCGCCAAGCCGGAUGUAGAUGAAGUCAUCAGUUUGAUGGAAGCGCAUGUAAAGCUCCGGGCAAACGCGCUCGUCAAGAGAGGCAGCAUGUACAUGCAGCAGCAGGAGCCUGCGCUCUCUGCUCAGGAUUUCAACAGGGCCGCCGACAUCGACAUCGACCCUCAGAGUGCUGAUGUUUACCGAGGGCAGCUGAAAAUACUUCUUGAUCAAGUUGAAGAAGCAGUUGCAGAUUUUGAUGAAUGCAUUAGAUUAAGACCUGAGUCUGCUCUGGCACAAGCUCAGAAAUGCUUUGCAUUGUAUCACCAAGCGUACACAGGAAAUAAUGCAUCACAAAUCCAAGCAGCUAUGAAAGGAUUUGAAGAAGUCAUAAAGAAAUUCCCAAGGUGUGCCAAAGGCUAUGCACUAUAUGCCCAGGCAUUAACAGAUCAACAACAGUUUGGUAAAGCUGAUGAAAUGUAUGAUAAGUGUAUUGACCUGGAACCAGACAAUGCCACAACAUACGUUCAUAAAGGUUUACUUCAACUUCAGUGGAAGCAGGAUCUGGAUAAAGGGUUGGAGCUUAUCAGCAAGUCUAUUGAAAUUGACAACAAAUGUGAUUUUGCCUAUGAGCCCAUGGGAACUAUCGAAGUAGAAAGAGGAAACAUGGAGAAAGCCAUCGACAUGUUCAACAAAGCUAUCAACCUGGCCAAGUCGGAAAUGGAGAUGGCUCAUUUAUAUUCACUUUGUGAUGCUGCCCAUGCUCACACGGAAGUUGCAAAGAAAUACGGAUUAAAGCCGCCAACGUUAUAA